Messenger RNA from Sorghum bicolor (sorghum), 734 nucleotides. Its product is annotated as pollen allergen Phl p 2. Bases 81 to 440 code for a protein of 119 amino acids. The transcript has a single exon. The record is from RefSeq and is a predicted model, not a curated record. Lineage: Eukaryota; Viridiplantae; Streptophyta; Magnoliopsida; Poales; Poaceae.
GAAUCACCACACACAUCCCUCCUGCCCUCUCAAGAAAUUUUACUCCUGCCAACAGCUGCUUGGUAGCUAGGUCACCAACAAUGGCCUCCUCGUCCUCCUUCCUGCUCGCCAUGGCCGCGCUAGCGGCAUUGUUGGCUGUUGGGUCGUGCAGCACCCUAAUGACCUGGACGAUCGGCAAGGACUCCACCUCCACCCGCCUCGUCCUCGUCGCCAGCGCCGACGUCUCUGAGGUGGCUGUCAAAGACAAGGGCGCCACGGAUUUCUCAGACGACCUCAAGGAGUCACCAGCCAAGACAUUUACAUACGAGAGCAAGGAACCGAUCAAGGGCCCCCUCUCCGUCCGCUUUGCUGUCAAGGGUCAAGGCUACCGCACCACCGACGAUGUCAUCCCUGCCGACUUCAAGCCUGGCUCAGUUUACAAGACUAAGGAACAGGUUUGAGGAAUUAAUUGAUGGGCAAAUCUGCUCUUUGAGAGAGAGAGAGAUUGAGCAUAUAAAUAAGCAAGCCAAUAAUUCAUUUACUAUGGUUAUUUAUAUCUUGUGGUAGACACUAUCGCAAAAUAAAGUACACUAUGUUCUCCUGCCGCGUAUUGCUGUAGAGCUAUAUAUACGCGCGAUUAUUGUAAACCUUUUUUGUCAAGAUGGUUGUGUACGUUUGAUUUUUGUUUAAUAAGGUUCCAAUACAUGUGUAUAUGUCAAAAUUAAUCAGUGAAGCUUGUUUAUCUUAUUUAGCAA